Messenger RNA from Diaporthe citri, 1221 nucleotides. RefSeq lists its product as uncharacterized. Gene Ontology annotation, biological process: endonucleolytic cleavage of tricistronic rRNA transcript (SSU-rRNA, 5.8S rRNA, LSU-rRNA); ribosome biogenesis. The record is from RefSeq and is a predicted model, not a curated record. Bases 1 to 1221 code for a protein of 406 amino acids. The transcript has a single exon. Gene Ontology annotation, cellular component: nucleolus. Gene Ontology annotation, molecular function: RNA endonuclease activity. Lineage: Eukaryota; Fungi; Ascomycota; Sordariomycetes; Diaporthales; Diaporthaceae.
AUGUCGACUGCAAACCCCGAGUACCUGCGCUUGACGGGCCACAAAUCCUUCACCCACCGCCUCAUCCUCUCGACCCUCACCGGCAGACCCGUCCACAUCUCUGGCAUCCGCAGCUCGUCUCCCACCGCACCCGGACUUGCCCCCCAUGAAGUCUCCUUCCUGCGCCUCCUCGAGGCUGUCACCAACGGCAGCUCCAUGCAGAUCUCCUACACCGGCACAACGAUAACAUAUCACCCUGGUUUGAUCACCGGCACCGUGGCCGGAGCAGGCGCCGCCUCGGACGAUGUCAUCGAGCACGCGCUGCCCGCAAAUUGCUCCAGGGGCGUCACCUACUUCCUGCUGCCACUGGCCCUCCUCGCACCCUUUUCAAAAGCACACAUGAACGUCCGCUUCUCGGGGCCAGGCGUCAUCACCUCCGCGACCAACACCGGCGACAUGUCCGUCGAUUCCUUCCGCACAGCCAUCCUCCCACUCUACGCCCUCUUCGGCAUCCCUCCCGCGCGCAUCGAGCUCCGCGUGCUGCAAAGAUCCUGCCCGGGGCCCAGGGGCGGCGGCGGCGGCGGCUCGGUCGAGCUGCGCUUCGCCAGCCAGGUGCGCCUCCCGAAGACCCUGCAUCUCAACAGGUCGCCCGGGCGGAUACGGAGGAUCCGCGGUGUCGCAUAUUGCACAGGUGUGUCGGCGAGUAAUAACGCUCGCAUGAUCCACGAGGCGAGGAAGGUGCUGAACCCACUGGUGUCGGACAUACACAUCGCUGCGCAGUACGACACUGCGCCGCUGGUGCCAGACAAGAACGCGCCUGGGAAGGGAAAGAAGAAGCUGGGCAUAGGCUUUGGGCUGAGCCUGGUGGCAGAGUCUAGUGUGCCAGGUGUGUUGUACUCUGCGGAUGUUGUUGCACCGCCAGAGGGUGGUGUGGUCCCGGAGGAUAUUGGUACGCGAUGCGCAUAUCAGCUCGCCGAGACAAUACAACAAGGAGGAUGUGUGACGUGGUCGGCAGCCAGAACGAUUCUCACGCUGAUGGCUAUGGGGUCAGAAGACGUCGGACGAUUGAGGUUAAGCAAGGAUACUGUGGGUACUGAGGAGGUUUUGCAGCUGGCCAGGGAUUUAAGGAGUUUCGGCGGAGCAAGCUGGGGCCUACGACCUGUUGAAGAUGACGAUUCGGGUGAUAUAUUGGUAUCUGUGAAAGGCUCUGGAGUCGGGAAUGUGGGCAGGAAGAUCGCAUAA